AGCAUCUUCUUUCACCUGUUGGCAAAUUAAAGAGAGAAACUCAUGGUCCCUUCGUACUAAAUGUCCAUGAAGCCGCCACGUUCAGUUUAGUAACGUUAGAGGGAGAGUUGGACCCUGGCCUGUGCUCAACCAAAGUCGAAUCACGAGGUUCAAACAAGCAAGAGACAACUGAAAGAACAAAAAUUUUCAACUUAACCUCCAUCAUUUCUUCAAUGAUCACUCACUGAACCCGCACCAUGACCAGCUGGGACAGACUUUUCUAUCGCCUAUGUGUGCUUGCGGUCAGUGACUAGUCUAGCAAUGAUGCUACUAAAAGCUAACCCCCCGACACUAAAGCUACUUACCAUUUACUUUAGUUACAAAGGCGCGAGUCACCAGGGAGGUUCGCGGUGCUGUGACACCGCUGUUUAAAAGUAACAACAGUCUCUCCGGUUCUUCUCUAAACAACGAGCGGACCGCCGCUCCUUACAGAACCGAAGCUAACUACUAACAUUUGCUGACAGGUUUCACGUAUGAGACAAUAUGCCGCGCGUCUCGUGCAGCAGACAAACCGACAGAAACGGUCGGUGUGGCACGAGGCGGAGCGGGGGUCAGUGACGUAGCAGGAGACUGUUUCGGGGAAAGUCCUCGCGGCGGCGUGAACCUCUGAUGACCUCUAGCGACAAUACCGCACAGACAUAUGUUUCCUUGGUCCGCUGUUUUCUCACUUGAGCCCAAAGUGCCCGGCCAGCGCAGCAGCGAGGAACUGGUUACCAAUACUCUGAUGUUGGAGUUGGGAGCCAUGGUGAAGCGCACUGAACGCAUCCGUUUGGAGCGGGCGACAGAGGGUCGGCGCCGCCGUCGCAGCUCCUCCUCCACAGCUGACUACAGCUGGCUGGCGACCGCCCCAACCCCACAACCCUACGAGCUGACACCCAAUGACCUGCUGGAACUGCAGGAACUCUGUGCCAAGAUCCCUCCAGCACAGUGUGGCCCUGUGAUCGUCAGGUUCAGGAGGCUGGUGUCGCAGAUGGAGCCUGAGGUUCACGAGGUUCCCCGGCUGUUUCGCACAGUGCUACGUGACUGUGUUGACGAGACAAAUGGAAAUGAAGACAUGCAGGACACCCCCUAUGAGAAGCAGCAGCGCAGCAAGAGCCUCUCUUUUGUUACUUUCCGCACCAAAUUUCGCACGGGUCAGUUUUUCAAAGGCAGCGGCAUGACAGGCUCCAGGGGGAACCUGCAGCAGAUAGAUUGGUCUGACGAGGAGGAUGGAGAAGGGGAGGAGGAGGCCAUCAAGGCCAGGGCGAGAAAGGGAAGGAGCAGGAGCAUGCCAGAGAUCAGCCCAAUGGAGCAGAGUGCCCAUGGGUGAGAGAAGGGAGGAAGAGAGUCAGGGGAGAGACCAUGUGGAGAGGAUGGUGGGAGGGAGAGGAGGAGCACCUGUAGAGGAGUUCUGUUGGGGAGGAGAAAAUGAGAAGGAGGCAAAAGUGAGCACAAAAUACAGGUGGGUCAGCAUACUGCAAAUAUGGGAAGGAGAGAAAAACAGAGAAUGUGGAGGGAGGAGGGAAGGUAGCAUUCAAAAAGGGGACAGAAUAAAUGUAAAUGUAAUGUAAAUAAAAAGUUUUCUCAUUUCUAAUUA
Molecule: messenger RNA, 1615 nt
Organism: Micropterus dolomieu (smallmouth bass)
Lineage: Eukaryota; Metazoa; Chordata; Actinopteri; Centrarchiformes; Centrarchidae
Product: RD3 domain-containing protein
Exons: 3
Coding region: 680-1348 (222 amino acids)
Source: RefSeq, a predicted model, not a curated record